AAUGCAAACUCUCUUUGCUACUUUGUUAAGUUUAAAUCUUCAAUCCGAUUUCCUUUCAAAAAAACUUAUUUUCAAUCCGAAAGGAUUCGUUCUCAAGCAUUACUAACUAUAGAAUUCGAGACAAGGGAAAAUAGUGGUAAUUUUGUUAUAUUUUGGGUAUUCAAAUUAUCGUUUGCUCCUCAUUGACAUCUUCAAUUUCCUAAUAAAAGAAACCGAAAGUAGAUUUAUUUUAGAAAAGUUAUCAUUUGGCUAGCAUUUUACAUUUGUUACGUACUCAUGAAUAUUCUUGAGUAGAAGAUUAGUGCUUGUAGAAUUGAAAAAUACUAUGAAAUUGAACGCAAAGAAAGGUGGGAAAUUUGUGUGUAAUUCCGACGAGAUUGAAAGUUUAAAAUUAGAAAUCGGAUGACACAUCGCCACUAUGUCGUCCUUGGGCCUUCGGUCAGAUUUAUUGUUCAAAGCCCGUGGUCAAGAUAAAAACGUUUCUUUCAUUUUCCUAACCUCAAUUCAUUGCACUUCUACCUUCAAAUUUUUUUAUUUAUUUUGGAAGAGUUACUUUCAAUUAAAUCCCUAGAAUUCUGAUCUCAUUUGUUCUUGUCAAAGUUCGAAGAAAAUUGGUACAGAUAAUUUACAGGCAAACAAGAGAAGGGCUAAAGCAUCUCUCGGGUAGAAUCGUCUCGCGCUCAACGAUCCAACAGGCACUCCAUCCGGUAGAUGUCCCCAGCCAGCAGGCGAAUCGCCCGAUUCCGUUUCUCUACCUUUCCGUUCAAUUCUUCUUCCCAGGGCGCUUCCUUCUUCGCCGGAUUCUCAUCGUGUCCGUGAAACAGGUAAAGAAAUGACGUUGCAUUGCAUGUUCUGCACAUCCGGGGUAGGUCGUCCUUGUAUUCCAUGUCGUAAUUUCUUACUUUUGGGUCCAUUUCACUUUUGUAAUUUCGUGUGGGUUGUUGAUGAGACGGUCGAAGAGUUAAAGUUCGGAUUUUGAAUAUUGGGUAUGCUUGGUCUUUGAUUAGAAAUGAUGUUUUGCAUUCUAUCAUUGGAGAGUUUCCAUCUUUCUGUGUAAACUGAUGUUAUGAAAUCAAAUUAAGCUGGAUGUUCCUGCUGCUGCUGUUCUGGUAUCUUUUGUUAUUGAAUCGGGCAGCAAUGUUCCAAGGCUGUGUCCUCAUUGUUUCUUCCUCUUGACUCCCUUGGUUUCCUGUUCAGGUAGUGCAUCUGUAGCAUCUGCUGACCUGGCCUUUAGUCUUGACGGAAUUGGACAGAAUUCUGUCACCCCUUGGCAGGCAGAAUUGUGGGGUGUUUAUUGGUGUAUGCUAUCGACCGUGCUAGUCAACGAAAAUGAGUGUGAUUGGUUUUGAUAUUGGUAACGAGAACUGUGUUAUUGCUGUGGUAAAACAAAGGGGCAUUGACGUGUUGUUGAAUGAUGAAUCAAAUCGUGAAACACCGUCUGUGGUUUGUUUUGGGGAGAAACAGAGGUUCCUUGGAUCAGCAGGUGCCUCUUCUGCUAUGAUGAACCCAAGGUCUACUGUAACACAAGUAAAGAGAUUGAUUGGAAGGAGGUUUAAGGAUCCUGAAGUUCAAACGGACCUGAAAAUAUUCCCAUUUGACACGUCAGAAGCAAAGGAUGGUGGCAUUUUGAUUAAUUUGAAAUACUUGGGUGAAACACAUUCAUUUGCCCCUGUUCAAAUUUUGGCAAUGUUAUUUUCACAUCUGAAAGACGUGGCGGAGAAGAACUUGGAAAUGCCGGUUGUAGACUGUGUGAUAGGAAUACCAUCAUACUUCACGGAUUUGCAGAGACGGGCAUAUUUGGAUGCUGCUAAAAUUGCAGGUUUGAAGCCUUUGAGACUGAUGCAUGACUGCACUGCAACUGCACUUAGUUAUGGUAUCUAUAAAACAGAUUUUUCUAGUACGGGGCCAACUUAUGUGGCGUUUAUUGACAUUGGUCACUGUGAUACUCAGGUGUCUAUUGUAUCAUUUGAGGUUGGGCAUAUGAGAAUAGUAUCACAUGCUUUUGAAAGCAACUUGGGUGGGAGGGACUUUGAUGAGGUUUUGUUUGGUUAUUUUGUGGCUCAGUUUAAGGAGCAGUACAAGAUAGAUGUAAAUUCUAAUAUCAGGGCUUGUAUAAGGUUAAGAGCAGCAUGUGAAAAGUUGAAGAAGGUUCUAAGUGCAAACUCAGAGGCACCCUUAAACAUUGAAUGCUUGAUGGAUGAAAAGGAUGUUAAAGGUUUCAUCAAGAGGGAAGAAUUUGAGAGGCUGUCGUCAGGUUUGCUGGAUAGAGUUGGUAUUCCUUGCAAGAAAGCUUUAGCUGAUGCAACCAUCACUGUGGGAAAGAUUCACUCAGUCGAGCUUGUGGGAUCUGGAUCUAGAAUACCAGCAAUUGCUAAGCUAAUAACUUCUUUAUUUGGAAGAGAACCCAGUCGGACAUUGAAUGCAAGUGAAUGUGUGGCUCGUGGGUGUGCUCUGCAAUGUGCAAUGCUUAGUCCUGUAUUUCGUGUAAGAGAAUAUGAUGUUCAAGAUUCAAAUCCUUUCUCCAUAGGGUUCUCAUCAGACGAAGGCCCAAUUCGCACACCCUCAUCAAAUGGCAUAUUAUUUCCUAGAGGCCUAUCCAUUCCAAGUACCAAAGUCUUGACAUUUCAAAGGAGUAGUCAGUUUCACUUGGAUGCUUUCUAUGCCGAUCCGAAUGAACUUCCAGCGGGUGUCUCUUCCCGGAUAUGUACUUUUACGAUUGGUCCUUUACAAGGCUCCAAUAGUGAUAAGGCAAGGGUUAAGGUUAAAAUCCAGCUAAACCUCCAUGGUAUCAUCACUGUUGAGGCAGCUAUGGUUGUUAGUGGUGAUGGUGAUGACGUUAGUAUGCAGUCCCCAUCUUCCGAUGCUUCAGCUGAUGGUUCGAGAGAUAGAGGCAACCGUAGGAUCGAGAUACCAGUGAGUGAAACUGUGUAUGGUGGAAUGACAAUGGCUCAGCUUUCAGAAGCCCAUGAGAGGGAACUUCAACUCACCCAACAGGACAGAACUGUGGAACAAGCCAAGGAAAAGAAGAAUGCAUUGGAGUCGUAUGUCUAUGAGAUGCGUAAUAAGCUUUUUAACACAUUGCGGAGCUUUGCUAGUGAUGAGGAAAGGGAGGGAAUUUCAAGGAGCCUACAAGAGACGGAGGAAUGGCUUUAUGGAGAUGGAGAUGAUGAAACUGAGAAUGCGUACACGACAAAGAUGCAGGACUUGAAGCAGUUGGUGGAUCCAGUUGAGAACCGAUACAAAGACGAGGAAGCUAGAGCAUAUGCCACAAGAGAACUGCUCAAUUCCAUUGCAGAGUUUCGAGCUUCAUCAGAGUCUCUUCCGAAUGAGGACAGAGAACUGAUGAUGCACGAGUGCAAUAAAACAGAACAAUGGCUGAGAACAAGAACAGAGGAACAAGAAUCCAAGCCCAAAGACAUUGACCCCGUGUUAUCGUCCAGGGAUGUCAAGCACCAAGCAGAGUACCUUAACUCGACAUGGAAGCAGAUACUAAGAAAGAGGGCUUCACCAGCUAAUUCAGGAGACAGCAAGGGUUCAGAUCGGUAAAAGCAGCAAUGGUCAAAGCAAUGGAAGAUUCUGGCAGACAGCAGUUUCCCAUUAACAGGAUAAAACCAUUCCACAUUGUGAUACUGAUCCUUGAAAUUUUUGCAUAUUUUCAAAGAUAUAGAGCUUAGAGAAAGAAAAAACAAAAACAUGAAAGAAUCCAAGGAAAAUUAGCCCGUAGAAGAUGUCAUCUCUUUACCAGUUUCUGCAGCAACUCGUUACUGCAAAUCCACAGCAGAUCGUAAAAACCAAGUGUCGCCGAGUGAAGCCAUGGCAGUUAACCUGGAGUUUGCACGUUCUAUUGGUUUCAUUGUGCACAGAAUCACUAAGGAACUUGGAUU
Molecule: messenger RNA, 3884 nt
Organism: Linum trigynum
Lineage: Eukaryota; Viridiplantae; Streptophyta; Magnoliopsida; Malpighiales; Linaceae
Source: the annotation of a GenBank genome assembly